ACGAGGCAGUGGCAAGCCCGAAGUGGGAGGAGCGGGAAGAGGGCGGAAAGUGAAAGGCACGGAGCGCCUCUCUUUCCUCCGUCUGACUGGAUUCUCGACUGCUCUGGGCCGCCGUUGUAUUGUGGGAUCGCGGCGCCGUGACUGAGACGCCCGGAUCGGCAGGGGCGCCCACUUGCUAGCGCCUCCUGUCGUCUGUAAGGUUGCCCUGCUGUUCCUCAGCACCCCAACUCCCUUCACCCCCCCAUCGCCUCCUCCUCCUCCAUCCUCCAGUUCAAAAUGGCGGCGGCGGCGGCAGCGGCGGCGGCGAUGGCUCCUCCGGGCUGCCCGGGUUCGUGUCCCAACUUCGCCGUAGUCUGCUCUUUCUUGGAGCGCUACGGGCCGCUGCUCGACCUGCCUGAGUUGCCGUUCCCGGAGCUCGAGCGGGUGCUGCAAGCUCCGCCGCCGGACGUCGGCAACGGAGAAGUACCUAAAGAAUUGGUGGAGCUCCAUUUGAAGUUGAUGAGGAAGAUUGGCAAAUCUGUUACAGCAGACAGAUGGGAAAAAUACUUGAUCAAGAUAUGCCAAGAGUUUAAUAGCACCUGGGCGUGGGAGAUGGAGAAGAAAGGCUAUCUUGAAAUGAGUGUUGAAUGCAAGUUAGCACUCUUAAAGUACCUCUGUGAGUGUCAAUUUGAUGACAAUCUCAAAUUCAAGAAUAUUAUCAAUGAGGAGGAUGCUGAUACCAUGCGUCUCCAGCCAAUUGGCCGUGACAAAGAUGGCCUCAUGUACUGGUACCAGUUGGAUCAAGAUCACAAUGUCAGAAUGUACAUAGAAGAACAAGAUGAUCAAGAUGGCUCUUCAUGGAAAUGCAUUGUCAGAAAUCGAAACGAGUUGGCUGAGACUCUUGCACUCCUGAAAGCACAGAUUGAUCCUGUACUAUUGAAGAACUCUAGCCAACAGGACAGCUCUUCCCGGGAAAGUCCCAGCUUAGAAGAAGAGGAGACUAAAAAGGAGGAAGAAACAACUAAACAAGAGGAACAGAAAGGAAGUGCAAAGACGAAAAGUGAAGAGCGGCCAAUAGAUUCAGAAAAAUGUUCUACACCCAGUGCUCUGGAAGAGACUACUGUGAAAAUAGAAAAAGAAGAUGAAAAGGAACUUGUAAAACUGCCAGUCAUAGUGAAGCUAGAAAAACCUUUGCCAGAAAGCGAAGAAAAAAAGAUUAUCAAAGAAGAAAGUGAUUCCUUCAAGGAAAAUGUCAAACCUGUAAAAGUGGAAAUGAAAGAAUGUAAAGCAGAUUCUAGAGAUAUCAAAGGUAGUAUGGAGAAGUUAGAGCCUGAGAGGCUAGACUUUGUUGGCAAUGUUAAAUCUUCUCAAGAAAUUACUGAAAAGUCUACUGAAGAAACCGAGAAACUUAAAAAUGACCAGCAGGCCAAGAUUCCACUAAAAAAACGAGAAAUUAAACUGAGUGAUGAUUUUGAUAGUCCAAUCAAAGGACCUUUGUGUAAAUCAGUUACUCCAACAAAAGAGUUUUUGAAAGAUGAAAUCAAACAAGAGGAAGAGACUUGUAAAAGGAUCUCUACAAUCACUGCUUUGGGUCAUGAAGGGAAACAGCUGGUAAAUGGAGAAGUUAGUGAUGAAAAGGUAACUCCACAUUUUAAGACAGAACAGAUGGAGACAAAGUUUUAUGAUACAAAGGAAGAUAGUUGCAGCCCCUCUAAGGAUAGAAGUGUCAUCAUGGAGGGAAACGGAGCAGAGUCUGUAAAUUCUGUCAUUGCGAGUGUAAAAAUAGGUGAUCUUGAGAAAGAAGUGGUCCCUUUAGGGAAAGAUACAGAUAAUUCAAUAUCAGUCUUAGAGACCCAGAGUCAGAAAGAGCACAUAGAGGAAACCGGUCCUUCAGAAAUGGAAACCUCUCUUGAGACUGCUGACAUAGGAAAGGAUCUCUCUUUAAAAACUGCUUUAUCUACCAGUGAAUCCUAUAGUAUGAGAGUUGAAGAGAAGUCUCCCAAAAGUAAGAAGGAUAAGCGCCCACCAGUCCUCGAGUGUCUUGAAAAGUCCAAAAAGACUUUUCUUGAUAAGGACACACAAAGAUUGAGUCCAAUACCGGAGGAGGUUCCAAAGACAACUGUAGAAUCAAUAAAGGCCGGGUCUCCAGAGGCAGCUGAAACUUAUCCGUCAUCUAACGUGACUGUCCACUGUGAGAAACUAGCCUCUGAAGUUGAGUGUCAGAAUACAAGUUCACUUGAAGGUCAGUCCCUGGAGAAAGUAGACCCAGAAAUUUUAAAAGUAGAUUCUGAAUCAACAAAGGUAGAAGUGGAUAAUCUGGACAAUGCCCAGACCUCUGGCACAAGUGAUUCUUCUGAGACAAAGGGUUCUAUGCAAAAAAGCAAAUUGAAAUAUAAGUUGAUUCCUGAAGAAGAAAACACUGGCUCAGAAAACACAGAGAUAACCUCAGAAAGGCAGAAAGAAGGCAUCAAAUUAACAAUUAGGAUAUCUAGUCGGAAAAAGAAGUCAGAUUCUCCUCCCAAAAUUUUAGAGCCAGAAACCAAGCAAGAGAAGACUGAAAAGGAAGAAGAGAAAAAUGUUGGUCGUACUUUGAGGAGGUCUCCAAGAAUAUCUAGACCCACAGCAAAAGUGGCUGAAAUCAGAGAUCAGAAAGCUGAUAAAAAAAGAGGGGAAGAAGAUGAAGUAGAAGAAGAGUCAGCAGCUUUGCAAAAGACAGACAAAAAAGAAAAUUUGAAAAAAGCAGAGAAGGAUACAAAUUCUAAAGUAACCAAGGUAAAGCCCAAAGGCAAAGUUCGAUGGACUGGCUCUCGAACCCGUGGCAGGUGGAAAUAUUCCAGCAAUGAUGAAAGUGAGGGGUCUGACAGUGAAAAGUCAUCUGCAGCUUCAGAAGAGGAGGAAGAAAAGGAAAGUGAAGAAGCCAUCCUGGCAGAUGAUGAUGAACCAUGCAAAAAAUGUGGCCUUCCAAACCAUCCUGAACUAAUCCUUCUGUGUGACUCUUGUGACAGUGGAUACCACACUGCCUGCCUUCGCCCUCCUCUAAUGAUUAUUCCAGAUGGAGAAUGGUUCUGUCCCCCUUGCCAGCAUAAACUACUGUGCGAAAAAUUAGAAGAACAAUUGCAAGAUUUGGAUGUUGCCUUAAAGAAGAAGGAGCGUGCUGAACGCAGGAAAGAACGCUUGGUGUAUGUGGGUAUUAGUAUUGAAAACAUCAUUCCUCCACAAGAGCCAGAUUUUUCUGAAGAUCAUGAAGAAAAGAAAAAAGAUUCAAAAAAAUCCAAAGCAAACUUGCUUGAAAGGAGGUCAACACGAACACGGAAGUGUAUAAGUUACAGAUUUGAUGAGUUUGACGAAGCAAUUGAUGAAGCUAUAGAAGAUGAUAUCAAAGAGGCGGAUGGAGGAGGAGUUGGCCGAGGAAAAGAUAUCUCUACCAUCACAGGCCACCGUGGAAAAGACAUCUCUACUAUAUUGGAUGAAGAAAGAAAAGAAAAUAAACGACCCCAGAGGGCAGCGGCUGCUCGCCGGAAGAAACGCCGGCGACUGAAUGAUCUGGACAGUGACAGCAACCUGGAUGAAGAGGAGAGCGAGGAUGAAUUCAAGAUCAGUGAUGGAUCUCAGGAUGAAUUUGUUGUAUCUGAUGAGAACCCAGAUGAGAGUGAAGAAGACCCACCAUCUAACGAUGACAGCGACACUGAUUUCUGUAGCCGAAGACUAAGGCGACACCCCUCCCGGCCCAUGAGGCAAAGCAGGCGUUUGCGGAGAAAGACCCCAAAGAGAAAGUGCUCUGACGAUGACGAGGAAGAAGAGUCUGAGGAAAACAGCAGAGACUCUGAAAGUGACUUUAGUGAUGACUUUAGCGAUGAUUUUGUAGAAACUCGGCGAAGAAGGUCUAGAAGGAACCAGAAGAGACAAAUUAACUACAAGGAAGAUUCAGAAAGUGAUGGUUCCCAGAAGAGUUUACGACGUGGUAAAGAAAUCAGACGCGUUCACAAGCGUAGGCUCUCUAGCUCAGAUAGUGAAGAGAGCUAUAUGUCCAAGAACUCUGAAGAUGAUGAGCUAGCUAAAGAAUCAAAGCGGUCAGUUCGAAAACGGGGUCGAAGCACAGAUGAGUAUUCCGAAGCAGAUGAGGAGGAAGAAGGUAAACCAUCCCGAAAACGGCUACACCGGAUUGAGACAGAUGAAGAGGAGAGUUGUGACAAUGCUCAUGGAGAUGCAGAUCAACUUGCCCAUGACAGCCAGCCCAGGGUCCUGCCCUCAGAACAGGACAGCACCAAAAAGCCCUAUCGGAUAGACAGUGAUGAGGAAGAGGACUUUGAAAAUGUAGGCAAGGUGGGGAGCCCAUUGGACUAUAGCUUAGUGGACCUACCUUCCACCAAUGGACAGAGUCCAGGCAAAGCCAUUGAAAACUUGAUUGGCAAGCCAGCUGAGAAGCCUCAGACCCCCAAGGACAGCAGCACAGGCAGUGCAAGCCUGGCCCCCAAUGGGACGAGUGGUGGGCAGGAGGCAGGGGCGCCCGAAGAGGAUGAAGAUGAGCUUUUAAGAGUGACUGACCUUGUUGAUUAUGUCUGUAACAGUGAACAGUUAUAAGACUUUUUUUCCAUUUUUGUGCUAAUUUAUUCCACGGUAGCUCUCACACCAGCGGGCCAGUUAUUAAAAGCUGUUUUAUUUUUCCUAGAAAACUCCACUACAGAAUGACUUUUUAGAAGAAAAAUUUCAACAGACCCUGAAGUCUUUCUGUGAAGUGACCAGUUUUGAACUUUGAAGAUAAAUAAUUGCUGUAAAUUCCUUUUGAUUUUCUUUUUCCAAGUUCAUGGUCCUUGGUAAUUUCAGUCAUGGGGAAAAAAAAAUCUUAUUAUAACAACAAAGAUUUGUAUAUUUUUGACUUUAUAUUUCCUGAGCUCUCCUGACUUUGUGAAAAGGGUGGAUAAGAAUGCAUUCCAAAUCUGUGAGGGCCCAAAACAGAAUUAGGGGUGGGAGAAAGCACUUGUGCUUUUAGCUUUUUCAUAUUAAAUAUAUAUUAUAUUUAAACAUUCAUGGCAUAGAUGAUGAUUAACAGACUGUUUAAAAGUUCAAGUCCGUAUUGUUGCAAUUUAAGAAUUGUAGAUAACAUCAUACAUAAGUCAUUUUAGUAACAGCAUUCAUGAAAUCAACUUGUUUACUAUUGACGAUAACCACACUUAAAAAGAAGAGACCGAUAAAAAGAUACCGUCAUAAAAAACUGUAACCUAAGUUUCUGUUAUAGCGGAGUUUCUUGUUUUUAAAAAAAAUCAUCUGAAAAGCAUUUGUAUAAUGAAAUGUAUAAUGAAGCUUUGACAACCAGGUUGUGCUAAUAGCAAACUUUUUUAAACAGCUUUAUGCAGUGGUGAUGACGUGGCCUUUAAUAUGCCAUCGUGGAGAGUUAUUAGUGAAAUGAGUGUGGUCUUUCUUAAGGCCCAAGUGGACUGUAAACUUUGCAGAUAAUGUAACUCUUGUUUUCUGGCCACUUAAUAUUUAAAUAUCUGAAUUAUCGUUUUCAAAGAAAUACACCUAUACAUAACAUACAUGAAGAGAUGGAUGCUAAGCAGACUGCAGUAUUUUAGCACAUUUGAAGAAGGGGAAAGGAUUUUCAGGUGAAUUUUAACUGGUCUAUUCUUGCCCUUAGUAUCUACUUCAAAUUGAAGUCUACAAACAAAGCAGUUCCUUUGGGAGGUUUUUAGUUUGAAUUUUAGCAUGUGUGUGUGUGUGUGUGCGUGCGUGUGUGUAUAUGUGUAUGUGUGUGUGUUAGAAUUUCCUAUCUGCCUGGAUAUAUUAGCAGGGUUUGAAUGUAGUUUUGGCCAUUGGCCAUUAGACCUCUAUUAAAAUUCAUUAAUUCACAUGACCAACAUAGAGUUGAUUGAAAAACACCAAUAUACUUAACAGCUAUAUCCAUUUCAAACAUCUCAACAUUUUAAAGAAAGAUAAGCCCUUUGUUUCAAGAAAAUAGGGGUUUGUAACUAACUAAAUAUCUAACAUGUAACUGACACUAAAAUAUGAACUUUGUCUUAGUUUCUGUUUCAGCUGUAAAAUUUCAGGCAGAGCCAUAAAUAAUGUUGUACAGAGUGUAGCACUUGUGAUUAAACCUUGCCUGUCAAAUUCUGAAACUUCCAGCCAUUACUUCUGUGAAUACUUUUGCCCUGGGAUUGGGUUUUCUGUUUCAAGUGUUGUGUCUGUUGCCGGCAAUGGACACACCAUAUCUGCUGCUGGCCCAAGGAACUUCAUUGAUUUUUCUUUGCAAAUUAAGCAUUCUAUGUGCUAGUCAGUGAAUAAUAAAGCACUUCUCUUUUUUAUUAUUAAAAAGCUGGCAUUAGACUUGCAUUAUAAAUACCUCUAGAAACUUCACACUCUUUCUUUUCCUCCCUUCACAGGUGUUGCCGUUAAAUCUUAUCUUUUGGCCUUGAAAGUUUAUAGCUGUUGUUUUUCACUUGUUGGUUCCUGUUUGUUUGUUUCACCUUAGUUCUGUAGUACCUGCCCAUUAAUAUUUUUGCUUUGAUUUUAGCAGUGUAUAUGUAUCUGUAUAAAAAAUAAAAUAAUGAAAGCAGCCUAAAAAUAGGAUGCACCAGUAGCAUGUGGUUCCAAGCAAAUUGUGAUUUUCAUUUUGAGACAAUAUUCCACCAGAAGGGAGUGAAGGACUUAUAUUCCCAGACAGUAAGCAGGGCUAUGUAAGGAGCCACAUUCACUUACCAGGCCUUCUUUCUGGUUAGGUUUGUCCCAUUUAUUUGAAAGUCAGUUAAGAAUGUGAGCCUUUUAACUAUAUAAAACAGGAGGCAAUAGAAGGAUUCCUAUUAAUGCAUGGUAAGUGGUUAGAAUGUGCAACCACCCCCGCCCCCGUCUUCUGCUACCAUUUUAGUCUUGCAACGGGGUAAAGCCACUAAGGUAUAGAAAAUCCCUCUCUCUACCUCCAGACACACGAGCUUCUGCUUCAACCUGUUCUCUUCAGUUAAGCAAACGACAAGAAGUGUUAAAUGGGUAGGUUAUUUAUUUUACAGGAUACCUAAUGUGAAAUAAGUUCUUUUUACCCUUCUGGCAUAGACAGCAAAAUGUUCAUUUUUAUCUUAGUAAAGACUGAGUAUUCCAUUUAGCAAAUGACUCACUGACAUGGGUUAUGAUGCCACUUUUGCUGCCUGUUAUUUACCAAACUUGAAUUAAGUGUUUGUGAACUCAAUAGUGAGUGUUUCCUUUUGAAUUCCCUUUAUAUUCUCAUUAAACCAGUUAACUUUGCUUCAUCUACAAAGAGUACAAUCCAAGCACCUCUUACAAAUUAUCAUGCAGAUAGGUUAAUCAUGGCUGAUGAAAUGUUGAACAGUUCACAAACAAUUCUGCUUGGUGUUUAGAUUCAGUCCCUCAAAGUCUUGGGUUUGCUGAAAUACCAACUCUGAACAUGCUUUGAAGAAGUUAAAAAGAACAAAAUAUAGGAAAAAGAGAAUGUUCUAUAUCCAAAGACAUAAUUCAGUCAUUAGGAACGGUCCUAAUUCAGACAUUAGGACUGCUGUACAGGAAAGCAGCAAUUCAUCUAGGGUUUAGAACAUCUUGGAUUCUUGUAAUUAGAGUACUGACCAUGGAUUUAGGCUCCCAGUAGCUGCUAUGUAAUAAUAGAACCCCUUAAUACUCUAAAACCCCUUUUUGGAAGUAUAAAUCAGACUCCGAAUAUCAAACUCCACUAUAGCAAAUGUAUUAAGGAGAGAUGUAGUUUAGUACUCAGAAUAUUUAGUUUGCAGUUUCUGUAAAGGUUGAAAAACUAGCCAAAUUUUCACAAAGCAGAAACUUUGAAUUGAAAUUUGUGAAAACUCAGACUGAAAAUAAUAUGUUUUUGUUUUGUAGACAUGUGCUGAUGAAAUAGUGUUUCGUGUAAACAUUUUCUGUUGUUGGCACAGUACUAGAGAAUGAUGGCAGAGAUAUUUUCAAGAAUAUACCUGAUUUAUUAAGGAUGGAUUUCCUUGGCACAUCUUUUUCCAGUUGGUCAAGGCUGCAGAUUCCGAGAAUAAAAAGGAGUUUCAUUUAGAAUAAAUUCAUGUCUGAUUUUUUUUAAAUGACUGCCAAAGAAUCAAGGACUUCAAAUGCUAAAGAAGUUGUUGGAAAAAAGAUUUUUAAGCAAAUUAACAACACAUUACGAACUCCAGUUUUUACUUUUCGAUUGAUGGAACCCAUCCCAUGAUACACAAAGAACGUAUAUAAAGAAAAAUAUAGGCCUGCUUAGAGUUUAAAAAGAGGGGAAAUGUUAGCUAUUUUUAAGUGGGAUUGACGGAAUUUUCUCUGUCACAAAGAAUCCCUUUUUAGCCUAUGUUUGUGGGGAUAAGAGGUGUGAGCCAUUCUCUAGUCCUACCGUACAAUUGAAAGGAAUCUAAUUGAAUAUCUACAAGUUUAAUAUUCAGAAAAAGUUGUGAACUCUGCCCUUCACCGACAGUGAACAAGGUCCCUGAUUUCAUGGCAUUGCCUCACAGCUAUAGGACAAGUAUUCAAAAAUCCAGAUCUUUUUAAAAUGGAAUGAACAUAUAUAUGUAUGUAUAUAUAUAUAUAUAAAUUAAUAUGUAUAUACAUAUCUUAGAUGUUAGAAAUAAAAAUGAACCCUUUGAAGUUAUUUGACACGAAAAAAAACAUAAUUGUAACUGAUGUGAGAUUAUGAACAUAAUUUAAUUACAGAAAGCCUAGAGAAAAAUAGUGAAGUUCCUCUUCUUGGUUUAACAUCCUGGUUCUCCCAAGAAGCAAGAAUGCCAAGACUGCAUACCUUCUGUAUCUACCUAGUCCUCUGUUUAAUAUCUGUUAUUAAACCUCCUUAGAAUAAAAUCCAUUCCUAUUUUAUCCACCAUUCCCAGUGUGUACCUGUAAUCCUACCUUGGAAGUGGCAAGCUAACUGCUGAUAUACUUCAUUGUUUUAUACCAAUCCUGAAAGACAAGAACUUUUAUUAUCAAUGUAUUUAAACUGAGUUAUUUUGUUAUAUGUAUACUUAAUAAUUUGUCUUCAACAUAUUUCACUCUUAAAUUAUCAUUAACAUUUUUUUGAGUGCCAAGAAUUGCUAAGUAACUAUGUAACAUAUAUGAAGAUAGUCAUUCCCCAGGAGUUAAACAGUCAUUAUAAGCCAAAAUGUAGUGUACUUGGUAUGUAACUACCCUAGACGGUACACUCACCACUUAAAAAUUCAUGUAAACCCUCUCAGAAAUUGAUUAGAAUAUGAUUUCUAUUAGUGAAUUUUUUUUCAUUUUGCUUUUGUAAGGUCAAUUUUUUUUCCAUUUUAUAUUUAUAACAUUUCACUCUGGGAAAUACUGAAAACCCAAUUCUGGCACAUUGUAGUGAUUUCAAUUAAUAAAGAUUUUUAUUUUAAUAACUAAGAUGUCUAUCCUAUGCAUAAGUUAUAUGAGAGGGCAUAACAAAUUAUUAGACAAGUAGAAAUUAAUUAAUCUCCUUAGACAUUGUGAAUGAGGAAAAAAAAAACAUUUUUAAAGGAACUACAUUUGUUUUUUUUGCCAAACCGGUACAAGCUAGAAAAUGCACUAAGGACUGAGUGACCUGCCUUGUUCAUUUUGCCACUGGAUGAUGUAAGUUAAGAAUGGAAUUGUUAGCCCUAACUAUAUAUUUUCUUGACUUUCAUCAGUUUCUAAAGAAAUCUAAUUUAAGUGUUUGGGGUUUUGUUUGACGUGUAUUUAUUGAGUUCUGGUCUUAGACCAGGAGCUAACUGCAUGUCACAUUUAUUGGAUGGCCAAGAACACAGUUAUUGGGAGACAAUGGCUCAAAACCUUCUGAAUCAUUUAACUUAUUUUGUAUGUUGCAAAAGAAAAAAAAGUUUAUUUUGCUUGAGAGUCACAUUUUUAUAACUGUACAGCUUUUAAGGGAUGGGAGGUGGAAAAUACCCUAAAAUAGGAUGUAGAUUUUUACAAUUGUGUUUAUGCUAGAACAUCUACAGGUGCAUUAUGUAAUUAAACCUAAAAUUGUUUAAAAUUUUGUGCCAUGGUCUUUUUCAUUCUGCCCUUUAGCAGAGCUGGUGCAUGUCAAUACUGCUAUAUGGACAAGCCUUGAAAUUAGGCUAAUAACCUGUCUCCAAAGCUUUAAGAUCAUUGCAUGAAAAUUAUACACACACACAUACUUAGACAUCCAUACAUAGAUCUAGUUUAUUUUAGUGUAAAUGGAUUUUCAAUUUUAGAACAGGUAUUAUAACUCAAAUUUGGCAGUUAAUGAUAUUUUCUUAAAGUGUGAUUUUCGUGAUGCUUAACUAGGGUUUUCUCAGUGUUGGUCUGGUGUUGUGUUCUAUUAUGAAAGUAAUGUCUUGAUCAUGGUAUCUGAGUUGUAGCUUGCCCAAACCUGCCUGGGGUUUUUCAUACACCCUGUGCUGGGAUGGGGAGAUUGGGAGCGGAACACAGCUUUGUUUCUUUUCAGUCUGUAAAAGAAGUAAAAACUAGAAUUGUUCGAUUUGGUUCUUGUAGACUCAAUUCAGUAGACUUAAUUCCACAGGAAUAGUCUGCUGGAGGCAUGGCAGGAAGGGAUAUCAGAUUCAAAGUCAAAUUCCCUUCUUAUUUGAUAAAUACUUUGAAAUCUUAUAGAGCUGUUAAUUAUAGCAGUCUUUUACAUGGCACAUUUUUGAUAAGUUAUAUUGAUACCUCUGUUUAAACACCAGUGCUUUUUGUCAUCUGAUAAUGUACCAUUCUGAUUUCUCACUUUUGUAGCACAAGUGUAUUCUUGUAAAGAAUUAAAUUCAUAACUUCUACCUAAGUUACCUUUAUCUAUUUCCAGUUACUGUGGGAUGUCAGUUUCUUUGCUGUCCUCAUCUAUUCAGAAAUGAAGCUUGGGAAUCAUGAAUUUCCAGGCAAAGAAUAUAAAUCCCAGAUAAGAAUUUGUAGAUGGUAUAUGUAAGAUUCCCAUUUUAAACUAAUAGCUAGGAUCCAGGGAGUGUUUGAUCAAAAUGCCUCUUGGGUUUUCAGACAUGCUUAUAUGAAAUGCUUUAUUUUCCUAUGCAUAAAAAAUAUUCCUAGAUACGUUCUCAGAAUGCUUUAUUUUGUUUCUAGGAGAUGAGCGCUAAAGCAGACUCCAAGAUUAACAUAAAACUCUUGAGGUAAUAAGGAAUGUGGUAUUAGCUAAACAGAAGCUGGCAUGCUCUCUGCCACGUAAGACAUACUGCAUGUGUAAGGGGGGGAAAACAUGAAAACUGGAAGUGUGAUUCCAAUAACGCACAAAGUAAAUUUUGUGCAUAGAAAAUAUGGGAAUUCCUGGUAGCUUAAAGCUUCAGGGGUUAACUGCAGUGUAUGAACACCUAGUGUGUUAGAAUUGCAGUACAUAGUUGUUUGAAUACAAUAUUCCUUGUAAGUGACAACCAAAAUAUGUUGUGGCGCGUGCCAAUAUUUUUGUUAAUGAAAUGUUCAAUGUCUCACUACAGUCUGAUCAGAACUCUUGGUGUUAUAAGAUAGGCCUAAAAGCCAUUUUAUGGCUACUGGCCUAAUUGUGUAACUUUUUUCUUUCAAAAUGUUUUAUUAUAAUACUUCUGUCAUUUCUUUACUUAAUAUAUGUCAAUUGUCAUAAUAAAAAAUUAAAUAAUUUGAUGUAUUUAG
Molecule: messenger RNA, 11523 nt
Organism: Odocoileus virginianus texanus
Lineage: Eukaryota; Metazoa; Chordata; Mammalia; Artiodactyla; Cervidae
Gene: RSF1
Product: remodeling and spacing factor 1
Biological process (GO): negative regulation of DNA-templated transcription
Cellular component (GO): RSF complex; chromatin
Molecular function (GO): histone binding
Source: RefSeq, a predicted model, not a curated record